Messenger RNA from Rhinocladiella mackenziei CBS 650.93, 987 nucleotides. RefSeq lists its product as uncharacterized. Gene Ontology annotation, molecular function: oxidoreductase activity, acting on NAD(P)H. The transcript is spliced from 3 exons. Lineage: Eukaryota; Fungi; Ascomycota; Eurotiomycetes; Chaetothyriales; Herpotrichiellaceae. The coding region runs from base 1 to 987 and encodes 328 amino acids. The record is from RefSeq and is a predicted model, not a curated record.
AUGAAGGAAUUAGUCAACCUUGCAGGCCCUACGAUCAAGAUCAUCGAGAGGCCGAUCCCGGAGCCGGCAGAGGGCCAGGUCUUGAUCAAGGCGGUGGUCGCGGGCACCAACCCCAAGGACUGGAAACUUCCUGAUUUUGCCCCAGGGUAUCCAUUCGAGGAUGAUUCGAUGAUGGGAAGAUCCAAACGUGGACUGAAUCAGGGCGACGAUAUUGCAGGCAUUGUGGAGAAUGUUGGCACGGGCGUGCUUGAGUUCAAGCCAGGUGAUCGAGUCGCAGCUUUUCAUGAAAUCGCCACUCCAGGAGGCUCAUAUGCCGAGUACGCCAUUGCGUGGAGCUAUACAAUAUUCCACUUGCCACCGACAACCUCUUUUGAAGAAGGAGCAACAAUUCCCCUAGCAGGGCUGACAGCUGUUGUUGCCUUGUUUGAUCAACUCAAGCUACCUUUGCCGUGGAUCCCUGCAACGGAGUCAGUCCCCUUGAUCGUUUACGGUGCAAGCACUGCUGUAGGCUCUUUUGCAAUCAAAUUGGCCCAACUCUGCAACAUUCACCCAAUCAUCGGCAUUGCUGGCAACGGCGUCCCUUUUGUCGAGACACUGAUAAAUAAGAGCAAAGGAGACGUAGUUUUUGACUAUCGCGGUGGUGUUGCGGAAACAGUCAAGAACAUCAAGUCCUACCUCGGAGGUACCAAUAAGCGCGUUGUUAAACACGCCAUCGAUGCCGCCAUCGUUGAGCAGAGCGCCCAAGUAUUGCGUGAAGUUGUGCCGGAGGGUGGCAAUGUCAACUUUUUAUUCCCCAAUGAGUUUGACGUUUCACCUGCGACAAAGACCCUCACCAAUGUCUCUGCUGCCCACAAUGCCUACGAGCAGAGGAGGGUUGCCUGCAGUGGAGCAAGCUCUAAAGGAUUUGAAAGCCGGCAAGGCCAGUGCUGUCAAAUACGUCGUGCCGAUCUAAGCAAAAGCCGGAGCUGUCAUAGAAUAUGGGAAUAA